This is a messenger RNA of Portunus trituberculatus (swimming crab), 5526 nucleotides long. RefSeq lists its product as uncharacterized. Bases 408 to 5327 code for a protein of 1639 amino acids. The record is from RefSeq and is a predicted model, not a curated record. The transcript is spliced from 13 exons. Gene Ontology annotation, cellular component: plasma membrane. Gene Ontology annotation, molecular function: protein binding. Lineage: Eukaryota; Metazoa; Arthropoda; Malacostraca; Decapoda; Portunidae.
ACCGAGUCAGUCACUCGAGAACUCCCAGUGGUGUUUCAUACAAAAACUGUCGAUAUAUUAAUAGAAAGUUGUGAGUGGUUUACAAUCGCGAACUGUCGAACGAACGAAUGAUUAUUGCGCAAUCUUACCGUAGCGAAAUAUACAAGGAAAUAAAGUGAUACAGUACGGAAAGCAAGAACUAAAGGAGGGAAAACGAAGGGAAAAGUGCGAACUGAGAAAAAAAUAAACCUUUUUUGAAGCCAAUAUAUGAUAACGAAAAAAACAAACAUAUAAACCUGCAAAAACAAGUGACAAUAAAAAAAGAAGAAAAAAAUACUGCAUAAACCAUAACAGGUGAACGGAACAACAGGUGACAGGCGUAACAGAACAAGAGGCAUUGAUCUUGUAUCGCCUUAAACACCUUCAUUAUGGUUCGCUGUUUGAUCAAAUCCCACAACCAGCGCUAUUAUCCCUCCAAAGUGAAUGAUGACGCCGAGGGAAUGUGCAACAGCGUGGCGUCCCUGGAGCCUGACCCGCGAUACUCCGGCUGCUGCUCUAAUAUCUUCCGUCCUGGUCGCGUGGUGAGGGAUCUCGUGGUGGGCGGCCUCGUGGUGCUGGGCCUGGCGGUGGUCGUCGCUGUGGUGUUCGUGGUGUGCUACUUUUUCAUCCCUGUCAAACCCGAUGGUGAGUCGCCCUUGCUGGGGGAGGAGAGUGCCUUCCAUGGGGUGCCAUAUGAAGCAGAGAUCAACCACAACAACAUCAAUGAAGUGGUAUUCCGAAAUAGCACCAGAUAUGAUGUAGAUCCCAUGCUAGAGAGGAUCAAGGAAGCCGAACACGACGAUCACGGCCACCAUCACGACCACGACCACCACCAUGACCACGACCACCACCAUGACCACGACCACGACCAUGACCACGACCACGACCACGAGGGUCACAGCCACGACCACGACCACGAGCACCACCAUGUUGGCCCCGUCCCUGAGCCAGAGUCCGAGCCUGAACCAGAGGCAGAAGCUGAACCAGAACCAGAACCAGAGCCAACUGGAGAGCCUGAGCCAGAACCAGAGGCGGAGUCCACAGCUGAGCCAGAACCUGAGGCCACUGCUGAGCCAGAACCAGAGCCUGAGUCAGACCACACUCACGCUGAAAUGGAUCAUGAACAUGGACCAGUAACUCAUGACCACACCCAUCCUGAAAUGGACCACGAUCACACCCAUCCUGAAAUGGACCACGACCACACACACCCUGAAAUGGGCCAGGAACACACUCAUGAACAUGGACCAGUAACCCACGACCACACCCACCCUGAAAUGGACCACGACCAUACCCACCCUGAAAUGGACCACGAUCACACACACCCUGAAAUGGACCACGAUCACACUCACCCUGCUGAAGGCACACUGGAGGCUGCAGAACCCCAAUUGCACCCUGUCCCUGAAGCAUCUGAGUCUGAGGUGACCCGUGUUCCCGCCACUGAGGUAGAGGAGGGAAGUUUGCCUCCUCUCAUUGAACUCUUCAGCCAAAAGACCCCUGUUGAGGAGACAGCACCUGAGGGUUCUGAGGGUACCUUGAAGGAGCUGGUUGUCCCACACGAACACACUCAUGAGGAAGAGGCACAUGCUGAGCCUCACCCUGAUGUCCUCUCCCCAGCAGAAGAGACUCAGGGCAUCACUGAAGAAGUGCCUCAGGGGAAGUGUCAGCCACGGCAGCUGGAGAUGUGCAGUGACCUCCCACACACACUGACAGGCUUCCCUAACUGGGCUGGAGAUCAGACUGAGGAGGACAUGCAGCAGACAUCUCUUCCCUUCCUGCGGGAUGUGAUUGUGAGGUCCAGGUGCUCCCCAAGGGCAAAGGAAUACUCCUGUGCCAUCCUGGAGCCUCCCUGCACCCCUGACGGCACCAUCCUGCCUCCCUGCAGGACUUUCUGCAAAUCUGUGGCCGCCACCUGCCAGGAGUUCAUCACCUCCAGGUUCAGCCUCAGCAGCGCCUUCGACUGUGAGCAGUUCCCAGACUCCUCCGACCCCAACGUGUGCUUUGACCUCACUCAGGAGCCUUGCCUGGGUCUGGAGCACCGGUGUGGGGACGGCCGCUGUGUGGCCAAGAGGCUGGUCUGUGACGGCCACUUGGACUGUCUUGACCGUUCAGAUGAGGCCGCCUGUCCUGGCCAAGGCUCAGUAUUUGCAAUAUAUGUUAGUAUUGUAGCUUUCAUUGUGCAGACUGUUACUGCACAGCCUCAGGCACACAUUGGUCUAGCAACAUCUCUAUUCUAUAUCAAGACAGCCGAGGGCGAGGAGCUGCAACAAACAGGCCCCACCUCCACCCCCCACCUCCCCGAUGCUCCUCACCAUGGCAUCGCUAACGAAGACUUCCCAAACUCUCCUCUUGAUCCCCACACAUUCCCAAGUGAGGCUCAGACAGACUCUGAUCAAUCACACGGAGCCACACAGAGCCACGUAGUCUCGGAGGGUGAUGUGCCAGCCUUGGUGCCCCAGGGCGAGGAUUACUAUCCUGAUAACCCACAGGAGGGUGUCAGCAAUGUGGCUUUGAAUGCCAACAGUCCUGUUGAAUAUCCAAAUGAUUUCACUGAGCCUCAGCUUCCCACCACACUGCCCAAUGAUGCUGCUCUGAAGCCUUCCUCCGAUCGUGGGAGCUUUGCUCCUCCUCCUGCUGCUGAGGAGUCCUGUGGUCAGGAUGAGUUUGGGUGUGUGGAUGGGUUAGCCUGCUUGCCCUCAGAGGCUGUGUGUGAUGGCAUCCCGCAGUGUGGCGAUGGGUCGGAUGAAGGAGACUGUCAACGUGUGGGGUGCAACACGGGAGAAUUCCAGUGUGCCACCACCGGCCAGUGUGUCCCUGAAUCGUGGGUGUGUGACGGGACUGAUGACUGCAAAGACAAUUCUGACGAGACUGACUGUGAUCUGCCCCCACUCCAGGAGCCCCCAUCAUCCCAUGCUGAGGGGGCACCUACCCUUGAGAAUCUUGCUCCCUUGGGGCUGUUCCCCCUCCCUGGGGGACACCUCCAGGACGUUUAUGGAGGCGAGGAAUACAGUUUCAACAAGUUUGGAGGAGGAGAUUCCUUUCUUGAUAACGGCAGUGAUGGAUUUCCACCCGUUGGUGUAUCUAAUGGAAUAAAUGGGUCACACACGAGAGAUUAUGCCAGAGAACUGUUCUCAGGAGAAAGUGACGAGGGCACAUUUGUCGCAGCCCAGGAAGCUCUAGUGAGCUUGCUAGACUCUGGGAGGAACACCCAGGAAGACCCACAGGACAGAGAGGCAUUCCAGACUGACACUGGAGACUCAGAGCCUGGCCAGGAAGGAGCCAGCGAACUAGAAAGCAUUCGUGUUAAGGACUUUGAAGGAUAUGAGUCAGGGCUGCCUUUUGAUAGCCAAGUGCAGGAGUUCCCACAGCAGCCCUACCAUAGUGACACCACUGUGCACGACUUCCCUCAAAACCCUCCUGCACAGCCUGAAUUUACCCGGCCUGACUAUCCUGAAAACCCUGUACAGCCUGACUAUCUUGAAAACCCUGUCCAGCCUGACUUCCCUGUAAACUCUGCUGUGCCUGAAUUUGGCCAGGCAGACUAUCCAGAAAGCCCUGCCCAGCCUGACUACCCUGUAAACUCUGCCCAGCCUGAAUUUGGCCAGGCAGACUAUCCAGAAAACCCUGCCCAACCUGACUACCCUGUAAACUCUGCCCAGCCUGAAUUUGGCAAACCUGACUAUCCAGAAAACCCAGCCCAGCCUGAAUUUGGCCUGUCUGACUAUCCUGAAAACCCAAAUCAGGCUGGGUACUCAUCCCAUGCCUUCCCUGAGGACACCUACCAGGACAACCACCAGCCUGACCUCGCCUCUGAUAGUUUUCCUGACAGUCCUGACCAGUUUGAUGAGACACAGGAGGACGAACACACCCACACUGUUCCUGAUCAAUCCCAGAAUUAUGACGUGCUCAGCCAGCCACCUUAUUAUGACAACUUUGGACAGGUUAGUGAUCAUAGCCAGCCUCCUCCAGUUCAGGAUAAGCCUCAGUCAAUAGCAGAGGAUGAAACACGGCCUUCCUUCAGAGAGCUUCCUUCAGAAAUACGCUACAACCACCCUCAGCUCUUGGCACCAGGAGAAUCUGACACUAUACCAGAGGAAGCACCACAGGAGGCAUUAUCAGAUUAUACCAACACAGAGGAGGUUGUUAUUGAGGCCAUGGGCAGUGAACCCAUAGAAACACUCCGGGACCAUACCCCUCAGGAACACCCCCUGUUGGAAUAUGAGGAUGAGACUUCCUACUCCCCUUACCAGCCACUCCCUGCAGAUUUCCCUCAGGCAGCCAACAGCCCCACCUCUCCACAGGAUGAUCAGACACCACCACCACCACCUCCUGCACACCAGAACCAAGAGCACAGUGAAGAAGAGAGUGUGCCAGAGUCUGUGUUGGAUGAAGACCUUGAGAAUGGCAGGGAGUCAGAGCAAAUCCUGAAGUCCAUUGACAUUGCUUUGCCUGUUAUUGAUUAUGAUGACAUCCCUGACACUCCCUCCACACCCACCACCACCACCACUGCUGCCCCCACACCCAACAGAGGCAAGAGGCUAAGAGGCAGCACACGGUUUGGCUAUUCCCGUCGCCCCUUCACCCGCAGACCCUCGUCCACCACCCUGAGGACCAGCCCACCAACCAGUGCUCGCCCAGGUCCACAGCCAACUGCCUCUUCCUUCCUCUCACGCCUUCAGAAGUGGCGCACUUCCCGCAUUCCGUCGUAUGAGUCACUGCGAACGCCGGCAGCAAAGGAACGCAUGGACACUGAGGAAGAUGGAGAAGAGGAGUCUGUUGGUGGUGUCAGAGUGUCUCCAAGGCCAAGAGUGCCACCAUUCCGACGAGGCAGUAAUGGUCCAAGGCCCUAUGCUGCCAGACCUACACUGAGGACCUCCAGGAUAGAUUCAAUCCCUGGAAGCUUCUCCCAGGAAUUCCUGAAGGAGGGAGUGCAACCAGAGAGCACCUUUGCCUCACUGGAACAGGCUGAAGGCAACAAUCAGGAAGAUGAAGAAGACAGUGAACUUGCUGCCUCAGUACUUGCUGCUGUCCACAUUACAGCACCGACACAGCGCACAACACAGUGGCACCCUCCACCACGCAUGUACCGCCAAGACUUUAGGAGAGACAACCUGGAGUUACAGAGGACUCGCUACAACACAAGAAGAACUCUGCGGACAGGAGACGAGAUUAGUGAUUACGUGGGAGAGGAGAGAGACGAACGCGUGGCAGAAGCACCUCAGUUUAGCUAUGCCUCUGAGAUACCUGACUACAGCUCUUCAGACUAUGCCUCCCCAGACUACCAAAUGCAUGCCUCAAAUUACCCUUCAUAAGUGAUAACCCAAAGAUAAUAACCUGAGGGCAUCAGCAACACACCUCAGCAGACAGUAGUACAGCGCCUCAGAGGACAACAAUGCAACAUCAGUGACUCCAGCACCCGAGGAGGCAGUGGAGGUGACAGAACCCAUCCUGGAGGAGACCACAACCCUCCCUGUGGAAUCUGAGACCAUCACUGCACCACCUUGCCCUGAG